AUGGCCAACGACCUCAAGGCCAUCGUGGCCGAGCUCCACAGCGCCCUCGGCCGGCAACAAUUCGAAGCCGUCAACGACCUCCUCAGUCGCGGCAAGCGCGCCCUCCUCCUGCAGAAUGUCCUGAUUCCCACGCCGUCAGCACCCGCCGAGCUGGUCGCCCAGGCCCGUGAGGUUCUUGAGCUCGGAGCCAUCGCCUCCAUCCGACAGACCGACGCACCCACCUUCACAAGAUACUACCAGCAGCUGCAGCCGUUCUACGACCUGGAGCGGGACAGCACGAAUGCCGGCCACGUCGACAUCCGCAGUAGCCAGCGCAGCAAGAUCACAGGCUUGUAUUUGCUGCUGCUCCUGAGCAUGGGCGACAGCACGAGCUUCCACACGGUGUUGGAGGGUCUGGUCGAGGAGGCAAGUCUGAAGGGCAAGAGCGUUGAGGAUGAUCCGUUCAUCAAGUACCCCGUUGAGCUGGAGAGGAACCUGAUGGAGGGAAGCUACGAUAAGGUGUGGCGGGAGACGAACUCAGAGCGUGUGCCGUCGGAGGACUUUGCGCUGUUCUCGAAUGUCCUGGUCGGAACCAUCCGCAGCGAAAUCGCAGACUGCUCCGAAAAGGCGUACCCCUCGCUCCCCAUCUCCAACGCCAAAAACCUCCUCUUCCUCGAUUCGGAGGGCGCCGUGAUCGAGUUCGCCCAGCAGCGCGGCUGGGUUCUCCGUGAUGGCCGCAUCUAUUUCCCCGUCGAGCCCGAGGCGGCUGCUCGGUCCGAGAAGGAUAUCCUCGUGGCCAGCGGUACAAUUAUCGAGAAUGCGAUUGGCUAUGCGCGCGAGCUGGAGACGAUCGUUUGA
Molecule: messenger RNA, 837 nt
Organism: Aspergillus niger
Lineage: Eukaryota; Fungi; Ascomycota; Eurotiomycetes; Eurotiales; Aspergillaceae
Exons: 2
Coding region: 1-837 (278 amino acids)
Biological process (GO): proteasome-mediated ubiquitin-dependent protein catabolic process
Cellular component (GO): cytosol; proteasome regulatory particle; proteasome regulatory particle, lid subcomplex
Source: RefSeq, a predicted model, not a curated record